Parnassius mnemosyne (clouded apollo) is the source of this 2193-nucleotide messenger RNA. Lineage: Eukaryota; Metazoa; Arthropoda; Insecta; Lepidoptera; Papilionidae. The record is from the annotation of a GenBank genome assembly.
AUGGCAACCAGCUCUAACGCUGUAGCCAAAUUUAACUGUCCUUAUUGCAAUAAUGAGCAUAAAAUAUCAAACUGUAAAGAAUUUGCCGCGGUUGAUUAUAACACUCGGCAUAAUUUCGUCCAAGAUAAUGGUCUUUGCUUUAAUUGCUUAGGUCGUAAUCACUCUGCUAACACGUGCCGUUUAUUUACGAGAUGUCGCAUUUGUAAGCAUAAGCACCACUCAUUGCUCCACCCAAAACCAAUAACAGAAACACAAAAAGCUGUUUUGACCAAGCCAGAUUUGUCAGUCGAAGUUAAAUCUGUACUGUCAAAGAUAAAGACAGCUCAAGAAAAGCCGGAAUCGACUACGAACAUUACAGCGCAUUUUUCUAAGAAGAUAGUACCUAAUCAAAUUCUUCUAGCAACUGCACUUGUUGUAGCAGAGGCAAGAAACGGUUAUGCCCACUUGAUCAGAGCUCUACUUGAUCAGGGUUCGCAAGCGUCGUUUGUUACAGAGUCAACGGUACAACUACUUGGCCUUAGGAAGAUACCCAGUAGAAGCAAUAUAUCAGGAGUAGGCUGCGAUAAGAGCUCUCUAUCUUCUAAGUAUAUCGUAAUGAUAAACAUUCAGUCCCGUAUCGAUCCCUGCUUCCAAAUACAAGUGCGUGCGCAUGUUUUAGGUUCGAUAACUAGUCUACUUCCAUCGGAGAAGCUAGCUAAUGUAGAUUGGCCAGAAUUGGCUAAUAUCACUCUUGCCGACCCGCAAUUUUACAGCCCAAGUAAAAUAGACGUUUUACUUGGUGCAGACGUUUACAGUCCCCGUGUUAUAAGAGAAGGAUUUCUAAGGUACAAAAGAAAUAGUAGGUUUAAACCUUACCUUACAAGCACCGAGCUGCAGGAAUCUUUAGACGUUUGUAUAAAACAAUGUCAACUCGCAGAUUUAAGAGAUGCCAAGCAAAAAUUGAAACCGUUAAGCCCUUUUCUUGAUGAUAAGGGAAUAAUGAGAGUGGGAGGUAGAAUUCAGAAUGCUAAUCUUCCUACAGAUACUAAGCAUCCUAUUAUUCUUCCCCAUAAGAGCCACUUUACCAAUUUAGUUAUUGAUGAGGCCCACCGAAAGACAUUACACGGAGGUCCAACACUCAUGCUAAACCAUUUGCGCACAAAAUAUUGGAUUAUAUCGGCUAAGAGCCUAGUUAAAAUGCAUGUGCGUAAUUGUGUAGUGUGUGUGCGCCAAGCGGCAGUAACAAAAAAUCAGUUUAUGGGUCAGUUACCAUUUAGCAGAGUAACACUAGCUAGACCAUUCCUUCACAGUGGUGUGGAUUUUGCUGGCCCAAUUAACGUCCGAAUGUCUAAGGGAAGAGGUAAUAAAUCAUACAAGGGUUAUAUUAGUCUUUUUGUAUGUAUGGCAACAAAGGCCAUACAUUUAGAACUAAUAAGCGAUCUCACUAGUGAUGCCUUCAUAGCAGGCUUUAAGCGUUUUGUAGCUCGUAGAGGACAUGUGAGCGAAAUAUGGAGCGACAACGGAACAAACUUUGUUGGAGCAUCCAAGGAACUCCUUAAGCUCUUCACCGCUGAACAGUCAUCAGUCGCUCUUGAAAUUCGUGAGUGGUUAAGCAACAAUAGUGUUUCAUGGCAUUUCAUUCCUGCUCAUGCGCCAAACUUUGGCGGGCUAUGGGAAGCAGGCGUGAAAGCUAUGAAAUUUCAUUUAAAACGAGUGAUUGGCGUUUCUACAAUGACAUAUGAAGAGUUAACCACCGUUCUCACGCAAAUAGAAGCAUGUCUAAACUCAAGGCCUUUAUCGAUAUUACCAGAUAAUCACAGUGAUCCCGCACCUCUAACUCCAGGACAUUUCCUCGUUGGCGAAGCUCUAGUAAUUGUACCAGAACGAAACUAUGAACAUAGUAACAUCAGUACUCUGAGACGCUGGCAACUGACUCAAAGGAUGGUGCAGGAUUUUUGGCGAAGGUGGUCCAAAGAGUAUUUGGUGAAUUGUUUACAGAGAUAUAAAUGGUCAAAGAUAAUACCCGAACCUGAAAUUGGAAACAUAGUUUUAAUUAAAGAUGACAAUCUUCCUCCAGGCCGUUGGCUGUUAGGAAGAGUGGUUGCCAAGCAUCCUGGCUUAGACCAAAUCACUCGCGUUGUGACUUUGAAGUGCGGUCAAUCUAUCUUAAAAAGACCAACUUCAAGGUUAUGUAUUUUGCCUGUUACACAAUAA